Etheostoma spectabile (orangethroat darter) is the source of this 3008-nucleotide messenger RNA. RefSeq names its product minichromosome maintenance complex component 2 (gene mcm2). Gene Ontology annotation, molecular function: 3'-5' DNA helicase activity; single-stranded DNA binding; single-stranded DNA helicase activity. Lineage: Eukaryota; Metazoa; Chordata; Actinopteri; Perciformes; Percidae. Gene Ontology annotation, cellular component: MCM complex; nucleus. The record is from RefSeq and is a predicted model, not a curated record. Gene Ontology annotation, biological process: DNA replication; mitotic DNA replication initiation; double-strand break repair via break-induced replication.
CCCCCCCCCCCGCAUGGGAAACCAAACGCUUUGUAUUGUAAGCCCCGCCUCUUUGAAACUGACCGACCAAUAAGGAUAGGAACGUCCGCAGUGGAUCUGAAUAUUCAUCACUUUUCGCGGGCUUUGAGUGUCACGUGGGCUUUUCGCGCGAAAAGCGACUCCCGGCAGGAAGAAGAAGUUUCCUUACAAGAGGCAGACAGACAGACGCGAAACAAUGGCGGAUUCCUCCGAGUCGUACCACAUGGCCACCAGCCCCAGCCGAGCCUCCAGGAGAGGAGACAUGACCUCCAGCCCCGGGCGAGACCUGCCCCCCUUCGAGGACGAGUCUGAGGGGUUGCUGGGGGACGGACCCCUGCCCGGAGAGGAGGAGGAAGACGGGGACGGAGAGGAGCUGAUUGGGGACGGGAUGGAGAGGGAUUACCGAGCCAUCCCGGCUCUGGACCAGUACGAGGCGGAGGGUUUGGACCUGGACGACGAGGAUCUGUCAGAGCUGUCGCCUGGAGCCCGAGCCGCCGCUGAGGAGGCCAUGAGGAGGCGGGACCGGGAGCAGGGCGUCAGCGGGCGGCUGAGGAGAGGACUGCUCUACGAUAGCGAAGACGAGGAUGACGAGCGCCCGGCGGCUCGAAGAAGGCGAUUGGCUGAGCGGGCAGCAGAGGGCGUUGCAGACGGAGAGGAAGAGGAAAUGAUCGAGAGCAUCGAGAACCUGGAGGACAUGAAGGGCCACACUGUGAGGGAGUGGGUGUCCAUGGCGGCUCCCAGGCUGGAGAUCUACAACCGUUUCAAGAACUUCCUGCGGACCCACGUGGACGAGAAUGGCCACAACGUCUUCAAGGAGAAGAUCAGCGACAUGUGCAAAGAGAACAAGGAGAGUCUGGUUGUGAACUAUGAAGACCUCGCAGCCAGAGAGCAUGUUUUGGCCUACUUCCUACCAGAGGCUCCAACUGAGAUGCUGAAAGUAAGUUUUGAUGAAGCAGCUAAAGGUGUGCUGGCCAUGUACCCCAAAUACCAGCAUUGCCAUGAGAUCCACGGCCGCAUCUGCAACUGCCCUAAAAAUAAAAUCGGGCAACAAAUCGUCUCUUGUUCUUCUGUCCCCUUCAGGCAGCUCCACCUGAACCAGCUGAUCCGGACCAGCGGCGUGGUGAGCAGCUGCACUGGCGUCCUGCCUCAGCUCGGCAUGGUCAAGUACAACUGUAACAAGUGCAACUUUGUGCUGGGACCCUUCUUCCAGUCCCAGAACCAGGAGGUGAAGCCGGGCUCCUGUCCCGAGUGUCAGUCCCUGGGCCCCUUUGAGAUCAACAUGGAGUUGACCGUGUACCAGAACUACCAGAGAAUCACCAUCCAGGAAAGCCCCGGUAAAGUAGCCGCCGGCCGCCUCCCGCGCUCCAAAGACGCCAUCCUGCUGGCCGACCUGGUGGACAACUGCAAGCCUGGAGACGAGAUCGAGCUGACGGGCAUCUACCACAACAACUACGACGGCUCUCUGAACAUGGCCAACGGCUUCCCCGUGUUUGCCACGGUCAUCCUAGCCAACCACAUCACUCGCAGAGACGAGGGCGUCGCCGUGGCCGAGCUGACCGACGAAGACGUCAAGGCCAUCGUCGCCCUGUCCAAGGACGAACGCAUCGGGGAGAGGAUCUUUGCCAGCAUGGCGCCGUCCAUCUACGGCCACGAGGACAUCAAGCGAGCCCUGGCCCUGGCCCUGUUUGGAGGAGAGCCUAAGAAUCCAGGUGGUAAACACAAAGUGCGUGGAGACAUCAACGUGCUGCUGUGUGGAGACCCGGGAACCGCCAAGUCUCAGUUCCUCAAGUACGUGGAGAAGGUGUCGAGCCGUGCGGUGUUCACCACGGGUCAGGGGGCCUCUGCCGUCGGUCUGACCGCGUACGUCCAGAGACACCCGGUCAGCCGCGAGUGGACGCUGGAGGCCGGAGCGCUGGUGCUGGCCGACCGCGGAGUCUGUCUCAUCGAUGAGUUUGAUAAGAUGAACGAUGCAGACAGGACCAGUAUCCACGAGGCCAUGGAGCAGCAGAGCAUCUCCAUCUCCAAGGCCGGCAUCGUCACCUCGCUGCAGGCCAGAUGCACCGUCAUCGCUGCCUCUAACCCCAUCGGCGGCAGGUACGACCCCUCCCUGACCUUUUCCGAGAACGUGGACCUGACGGAGCCCAUCGUGUCUCGAUUUGAUGUGCUGUGUGUCGUCCGAGACACCAUCGACCCUGUGCAGGAUGAGAUGUUGGCGCGCUUUGUGGUUGGUUCCCACAUCAAGCAUCACCCUAGCAACAAGGAAGGGGGCGUGGCCUUAGAAGAAGUUAUUCUGCCCAACACGACAGAUGUGCCGUCGAUCCCCCAGGACCUCCUAAGGAAGUACAUCAUCUACUCCAAGGAGCGGGUUCAUCCCAAACUGAACCAGAUGGACCAGGACAAAGUGGCUCAGAUCUACAGCGACCUCCGCAAAGAGUCCAUGGCGACCGGCAGCAUCCCCAUCACAGUGCGCCACAUCGAGUCCAUGAUCCGCAUGGCCGAGGCCCACGCCAAGAUGCACCUGAGGGACUACGUGCUGGAGGACGACGUCAACAUGGCCAUCAGGGUGAUGCUGGAGAGCUUCAUCGACACGCAGAAGUUCAGCGUCAUGAGGAGCAUGAGGAAGACGUUCUCCCGUUACCUGGCCUUCCGCAGGGACAACAACGAGCUGCUGCUCUUCAUCCUCAAACAGCUGGUGGCCGAGCAGGUCUCCUACCAGCGGAACAGAUACGGAGUCCAGAACGACUCCAUCGAGGUGGCGGAGAAAGACCUGCAGGAUAAGGCGAGACAGAUCAACAUCCACAACCUGACGUCCUUCUACGACAGCGACAUCUUCCGCUCCAACAAGUUCAGCCACGACGGGAAGAAGAAACUGAUCGUGCAGCAGUUCUAGAAGCCCUCCCCACCCACUCCUCUUCCUCCUCCUCCUCCUCUCCCUAUUAGAGUGCUUCAGGAACUCCAUUUCUUAGCCCAAAAUGGGUCAUCGAAAAAAA